GUUUUGACAAUGACAUGCUCAACUCAACUGACAAAUAUGAUUAAGCAAAUGAAUUAGUCUACUCUAGAGACGAAUAAUAGUAAAGAAGUGGAUGCCUUGGGCAGGCCAGGGGUGUGUUUAGUGCAGCCCAGCCCAACAUUCAAGUCAAAGGGGAGGAACCGAACACCCUCAACUCACUCACAUUAUUAUUAUCUAUGAUUAUUAUCAGUGAACAAUCACUGAAAUAAACACCCAGGAGAACAAACAGGGAAUAAAAGUUUUAACGAGCAGAAAAUGUCGUUCAUACCCGGUCAGCCUGUCACAGCUGUUGUGCAACGAAUUGAAAUCCAAAAACUACGGGAAGGCGAUAAUUUAAUACUAGGAUUCAGCAUUGGAGGGGGAAUCGACCAAGAUGCAAGCCAGAAUCCAUUUUCUGAAGACAAGGCAGACAAGGGAAUCUAUGUCACACGUGUGUCUAAAGGUGGACCUGCAGAAGUGGCUGGUCUAAGGAUAGGAGACAAAAUUAUGCAGGUGAAUGGCUGGGACAUGACCAUGGUGACACAUGAUCAGGCACGAAAAAGACUCACCAAGAAGAAAGAAGAUGUGGUCAGGCUUCUCAUCACUAGAAAAUCCCUGGAGGAAACAGUCAGGCAUUCCAUGAUGCAACACUAAUGCACAACACACUCAUUGAGCUAAUUGAAUGUCCUAAUUGGUAAAUCUCAUGUUCAGAGCAUAUUUUAACUAAUAAGAAACAAACAGCUUCCCUCAGCCAAAGAGCGUUGACAAGAAAGCCUUACUUGAUCAGUCACCUCUGUUAAAGAUCAUUUGAUGUAUUGAACUGUAACUGAACUGAACCAGCGUAUGUAUGACUGAUCACUCUCAAAGUACAAUGUAAAGAUUGUGGUUUGUGUUUCAGAAUUUGCUACACUAAUUUCCAUUUAUCUACACUUUAUGCUAAAUACUACUCUAUAUGUACUGCAUAUACUCCUGAAUGUAUCAUGGUGCCUGUAAACUCCAUAUCAUUUCAUUCAUAAUCUCAAGGGCUACAGUGAAUUGUUCACCUCAUUUCUCUUUGCUUCAUCAACAAAUACAGCUACAUAUACAAUAAGUAUUAACAGCCAGAAUACAGCGGUACUUUAAUGACCACUAAUUUUUCUAACUUGUGAGAUCUGUUUUUACAUUUUUUGUAAGUCUUUAUCUUAUAACUCUGUUUUUGUAUUUAAUUAAAACCCUUUUAGUGUAAUAUCAUCUGAUCAGGAUUUGGCACAACAAAACACUAUGGUUUUGUAUUCAACAACACUUGUUUUGAAAAUGUUUUUGAUACAGAUUUUUUUUUUUGUGGCAUUUUGAUUGUAUGAAGAUAUAUUUUCACUUAAGCGAAUAAAGGAAUCUCCUUGCA
Molecule: messenger RNA, 1378 nt
Organism: Pimephales promelas (fathead minnow)
Lineage: Eukaryota; Metazoa; Chordata; Actinopteri; Cypriniformes; Leuciscidae
Gene: tax1bp3
Product: Tax1 (human T-cell leukemia virus type I) binding protein 3
Biological process (GO): establishment or maintenance of epithelial cell apical/basal polarity; neurotransmitter receptor transport, endosome to postsynaptic membrane; cell-cell adhesion
Cellular component (GO): postsynaptic density; adherens junction; basolateral plasma membrane
Molecular function (GO): protein kinase binding
Source: RefSeq, a predicted model, not a curated record